AUGAAUAUAUUAUUUUCUUGUAUAUUAAUUAUAAUUUUCAUCUUUAAUAUUUUAUCUUUCAAUUUUGCAAAUAGUUCAAUUUUACAAUCACAAAUAAGUUUAAGAUAUAUAAACUUUAAAACUAAUAAUGGAAUAUAUAAAACCAAUAGUAGUUUUUAUAUUGUUGACUAUGAUAAACACUUAAUAAAAUCCAAUGAUUCAAUAAAUUGGGAAUAUUGUAUAAUAGAUAAUAAAAAUAAUAGUAAAAUUAGUGUAGAUUUAAUAUAUUCACAAAAUAAUAAUGAUAAUAUAUUAAUAAUAACGAAAUUAAAUUCAUCAAGUUCAAUUGUUUCAGUUUCAAAUGAUGGUGAAAGUUGGGUUCAAAAUAUAUUAAGUAAUAUUACCUUUGAUGGUAUUUCACCACACCAUACUAUACCAAAUUUAUUAAUUGGAUGGAGUAAUAUUUUUUUACCAUCAAAAGAUAGUUGGUGUCAGUUCUAUUCAAGUACCGAUAUGGGUAUAACUUGGAACUCUAUAAAUAAUAAUUCAAUAACACAGUGUAAUAUAGUUUGGGAAGAAAAGAAGCCAGAGUUUUAUGGUAUUCAUAACAACGAUGAAAAACUAAAUCCAAAAAAUAACAUAGUUUAUAAAUAUAAUGUUAAUAAUAAUAGUAUGGUUCAACUAUUCAAUAAUGCCACAGAUUUAACAUAUACUGAAAAUUUUAUAUAUUUUAAAAUAAAUAGAACAGUAUAUUAUAAAUCAAGAAAAAAUAAUAUUAAAAAUGAUUAUGAAGGUUUUAUCCCGGUGAUUAUCAAUGAAAGAGACCCCAGUGUAAUGGAGCUUUCAAUUUUGGGUGAUUCAAUUGAUUCGCUUUAUAUAUCGGAUAGCCUAAUGGUUGGUAGAUUUAACUUUUACGUUUUAAAUACCGAAGGUUCCGUCACAUUUAAUGUUAACAAUAUUACACAUAACGAAAUAUCUUUUGAAGAAAUAAAAAGCUUUACAAACUCAUUUAUAUUAAAAAUUUAUAGUUCAACACCUCCAAUGGAGGUUUUCAAUUUUAAAUUAAAUAAUGUGGGAACAGAAUGGUCAAGAUUAGUUUCAAAAAAUAGCCAAGUGGAAGAUUACUUCCCAAACCCAAUUAAAAUGAUAUCUGAUGCACAAAUUCCAGGGUUAGUUAUUAUGUAUGCAAAUAAUGAUACUGUCACCAAUUCAAUUUACCCAUCAUCUCCAAUAGGUGUUUUUAUUUCCGACAAUUUUAGCAAUUGGAGUCCAUUGUUAAAUGAAUCAUAUACUGAUGGCCAAUUGCCAAUUAUUAGUGUAGGUGGGUUUGGCUCGUGUAUUGUAAUUUCACACCAUGAUGGAAAUCAAAGAAAACUAAGUUAUACAUUUGACCAAGGCAAAACCCUCAAUUCUAUCGAAAUGGACAACGAUAAUAUAGAAAUCGUAUCGAUUUUCAACUCUGACUUUAAUAGUUGCAAAUUCCUUGUAAAUGACGAAACUGACUCAACAUACUCUAUUGAUUUAACACCUGUUCUUCCAGAGGUAUGCAAAGAAGAUCAAUUAAAUUAUUUCAGUAGCUCCUGCUCGUUAGGUAAAAUGACUCAAUACUAUACUGUUAAAAAUGGUGAGGGUUGUUACUUGGAUAAAUCACCCAUUCUAUCAACAACCUCUUGCGAAUGUUCUUAUGAAGAUUUCAAAUGUGAAGACAACUACGAAUUGGAAUAUGAUCAAAAUACAAUAAAUGACUUAACUGGUACAAAUAAAACCAAUUCUCAAUAUAAAUUUGGAUGCACCCCAAAAUCUAAUAAGAAAUCAUGUAAAGACGGUGAAUGGUACUUUGAAACCAAAGGAUAUAAAUUAAUUCAAGGUACUCAAUGUGAAGGAGGUUUAUUAAAUUCAACAUUAUCAGUACCUGAAUAUAUGCAAUGUAAUAAUUUCAUAAACCCAGAAUCAAAUGAAUUAUCUUCAUCUUCAUCUUCUAAAUAUUUAAUUAAAAAUGGAAUGGUUGUUUUUUCAUCCAUUACACUUGCUUCAACAUUAUCAAUAUCAUUAAUAUUAUUUGCAAUUCAUAAAAGAAAAGAAAUUAAAAAAAAAAUAUUUAAUAGAUCAAAUGAUAUAAAGAAUGGAAAUGAACUAUUAUUAUUUGAUGAUGAAGAAUAUCAAUUGGAAAAUAAAAAUAAAAAUAAAAAUAAUAAUCAUAAUCAUAAUAAUAAUUACAUCAAAAACAAUAUUACAGAUAAUAUGAAUAACAAUUUAAAUGAAGACACAUAA
This is a messenger RNA of Dictyostelium purpureum, 2250 nucleotides long. RefSeq lists its product as uncharacterized. The transcript has 2 exons. The record is from RefSeq and is a predicted model, not a curated record. Bases 1 to 2250 code for a protein of 749 amino acids. Gene Ontology annotation, cellular component: Golgi apparatus; membrane. NCBI's taxonomy places the organism in Eukaryota, Evosea, Eumycetozoa, Dictyosteliales, Dictyosteliaceae. Gene Ontology annotation, biological process: post-Golgi vesicle-mediated transport.